AUGGCUAGAAAACAAGAAUGGAAGAGUGAAAAGCUUCAUGAUGAAAGGAAUAAUGGGUUGACAGAGAAGAAUGAAAAUUUAUUUCAAUUUGCUAAGGAAAAAGGUGGUGCAAAUGCGUUGUUCUCAUGCCCUUGUGGUCUCUAUAAGAACAGUAAAGGAUUGGUGACGCUUACUGAGACUUCACUUCAUUUGCCGAAGUAUGGUAUUUAUCAGUCGUAUACAACAAGGAACUUCCAUUGGGAAACCUUAGAAGUAGAAACGCAUGCACAUAGGGAUAACUCCAGUGAUGAAAAUGUAGGUGACAAUGUAGAUGAGAAUGUAUCAAACAUAGGGGAUAAUGUAGGAGUUGUUGCUGAGGAUGUUGAUCCUGUUGUAGGUGUAGAUGAGAAUGUUGAGCUAGAUAGUAGGACUCAUGUUGAUACUGGAACCAGCAGAAGCAAGAAAAAGAAACUUUUAUAUGAGCGUGCUAGAGCACCGUUAUACCCUUCAUGUCUUAAAGGUAAGACAACAUUGUAUGCUGCCGUAAAGCUGAAUAACAUUAAGACUCAGUAUGGGUUUUCGGACAAUGGUUGUACUGCACUCUUGAAAUUGAUAAAGGAGUUGCUUCCUGAAGAAAACACACUGCCUUCUAAGUAUGCAAAUAUAAAAAACCUGAUCCAAGAGCUAGGAAUGGACUAUGUUACUUACGAUGCAUGUGUAAAUGAUUGCAUAUUAUAUUGGAAGGAUCAUGCAUUAUUAGUGAAGUGUCAUGUUUGUCAAGAACCUAGGUAUAAGAAGGUGUUUAAUGAUGAGAGGAAACUGACCACCGUUGCUCAGAAGAUGUUAAGGCAUUUUUCUGUGAUUAAAAUGAUGCAAAUAUUUUAUAGCGAACCAUGGAUAUCAGAGGCAUUGACUUGGCAUCCUAGAGACAAGUCAGAUAUAAACAUUAUGCGUCAUCAUGUCGAUUCUUAA
Molecule: messenger RNA, 951 nt
Organism: Papaver somniferum (opium poppy)
Lineage: Eukaryota; Viridiplantae; Streptophyta; Magnoliopsida; Ranunculales; Papaveraceae
Exons: 2
Coding region: 1-951 (316 amino acids)
Source: RefSeq, a predicted model, not a curated record